Molecule: messenger RNA, 2013 nt
Organism: Cornus florida
Lineage: Eukaryota; Viridiplantae; Streptophyta; Magnoliopsida; Cornales; Cornaceae
Product: EH domain-containing protein 1-like
Exons: 16
Coding region: 121-1758 (545 amino acids)
Biological process (GO): endosomal transport; endocytosis
Cellular component (GO): plasma membrane; intracellular membrane-bounded organelle; cytoplasm
Molecular function (GO): calcium ion binding; protein binding; GTP binding
Source: RefSeq, a predicted model, not a curated record
AAUAUAAACCCCAAUACUACCUGUUUGUUUCCUAAUAAAUUCCCUCUCUCGAGAGGUUUUAAACUCGAAAGUUCCAAAAUCUUAUCGAUCAUAUCAUCUGAGUUUUUUUUGGCUAGAUAGAUGGAGAUCGCAACUGGUCCGAUCAGUUCUUGUUCGAAGGAACACCAGAAAAUCUAUCAAGAGUGGUUCAACAUCGCCGAUUCAGAUGGCGAUGGACGCAUCACCGGAAAUGAUGCCACAAAGUUCUUCGCCAUGUCGAAUCUGUCCCGACCUGAACUAAAGCUGGUGUGGGCCAUUGCUGAUUCCAGACGACAAGGAUAUUUAGGUUUCAAAGAGUUUAUUGCAGCAAUGCAGUUGAUCUGUUUGGCACAAGCAGGACAUGAACUAACCCCAGAUGUCCUUAAAACUACAGUUGAUAUGGAGCCUUUAAAACCUCCAUUGAUGGAAGGUUUGGAUGCCUUACUGGUUAAAACUAGCCGUUUAGCAAUCAAUGGUGAAUCUAAAGCAAAUGGAAAUACUCCGUUGCAACCGCCACCAUCAGUUAACAAGUUUACUUCAAAAUCCACCAAAAAGACAUAUCACAAUGCGGUAACAUCAAUUGUUGAUGGUUUGAAGAGACUCUAUGUUGAAAAGCUAAAACCAUUGGAACUUGCUUAUCGUUUUAAUGAUUUUGCAUCUCCCUCCUUGACGAGUAGUGAUUUUGAUGCUAAACCCAUGGUCAUGCUUUUGGGUCAAUACUCGACUGGAAAAACUACAUUCAUUAAACAUUUGCUUAAAUGUGAUUACCCAGGAGCUCACAUUGGACCAGAGCCAACAACUGAUCGGUUUGUUGUUGUUAUGUCUGGAGAUGAUGAAAGGAGUAUACCUGGCAACACUAUUGCUGUUCAUGCAGAAAUGCCAUUUAAUGGUCUUACAACUUUUGGAGGAGCAUUUUUGUCAAAAUUUGAGUGUUCCCAAAUGCCACAUCCCUUACUAGAACAUAUUACAUUUGUGGACACUCCUGGAGUUCUAUCUGGAGAGAAACAACGAACUCAAAGAAGUUAUGAUUUUACGGGUGUUAUAUCAUGGUUUGCAGCAAAGUGUGAUCUUAUUCUCCUACUCUUUGAUCCCCAUAAACUUGAUAUAAGUGAUGAGUUCAAGCGUAUUAUUUCAUCCUUGCGUGGUCAUGAUGAUAAAAUACGUGUAGUCCUAAACAAGGCAGACCAAGUUGACACCCAGCAACUGAUGAGAGUAUAUGGCGCAUUAAUGUGGUCACUUGGUAAAGUUUUAAACACACCAGAGGUUGUGCGUGUUUACAUUGGCUCAUUCAAUGACAAGCCAGUCAACGAAGCAGCUGUUGGUCCCAUAGGAAAAGAUCUAUUUGAGAAGGAACAAGAUGAUCUCCUCAUGGAUUUGAUGGACAUUCCAAAGAAGGCUUGUGAUCGUCGAAUCAAUGAAUUCGUUAAACGUGCUAGAGCUGCUAAGAUUCAUGCCUACAUAAUUAGCCAGCUUAAAAAGGAGAUGCCCACUAUGAUGGGCAAAGCAAAAACUCAACAACGGCUCAUUGAUAAUCUUGAAAAUGUAUUUGCAAAGGUCCAGAGGGAGUUCCAUCUACCAGCUGGUGAUUUUCCAGAUGUGGAGCACUUUCGGGAGGUGUUGAAUGGUUACAGUAUAGAUAAAUUUGAGAAAUUGAAGCCUAAAAUGAUUCAAACAGUAGAUGACAUGCUUGGCUAUGACAUCCCAGAGCUACUAAAGAAUUUCAGAAAUCCUUAUGAUUAAAAAGUGUUACAGUUCAAUGUAGUUUAGAAGGUGGAAUGCUUGCAGUUGGUUUGUUUAUUCAUAUUGAUGCUUAAGAGAGUGAAGUGUACUGAAAAACACACUACACAGAAAAAUGAGUGGUAGUGCGGCUUGAGAAAGCCAGGACAGUUGGGCUAUCCCAUGACCAAGCUAUUAGUAAUGAGUACGCAAUUGGUUUCUAUGUCAAUGUUCAGACUUGAAUAUAUUUUUAAUAAUCGAGUUUUUCUUGCUCUUUCA